AUAAAAAGAAACUUGAAAGAAUACUAAAGUUUAUGUUGAACAGGGAAAGACCUAAAACCAUCGUGCAUUAAUUCAUGGCAGACAUUCAUGAGGUGUAUUUGACAACAUUGAACUUUGUGCUAUGAUCUGAAUGCUUACUAGGUAUACGGAGUAGCUGAAGCUGUAGUCACGGAAAAAAUCAGUGGCAUUGAGCAUAGAGUGUUAAAGGCCGGUCGACAACGGCUCGUGAUUAAAUAUUCAGUGUCUCUAAUACUCGAUAUGACAAGACAAGAUUUUAGUGCUUUAAAAUAACCAAAGGACAUCAUGUUACCGCGGCGAUCGGUUCUUAUUCAACUAUAGGAGCUAUAUGAGGAUCAUUAUCUCUACAUGCAAAUACUCUUAUGUGGCUGAAACAAAAACCAAAUCUCGUAACUGCCACAAACAAAACAAUUGGUCUCAGUUUUGAUAUCCAAAGGGAGUAUAAUAUUGGUCAAUGGUAUAAUAAAAAGGUCACGAGAAGACGCCUAUCAAAAAAGUAAAUGAUAUUCGAUAACCUGUCCUCUUAUAUGAAUUGCGUAUGCCGAUGAGGCAGGGUUAAUGGAAAAUAUCAGUGUUGUUAAAUAUUGAACUUAAGCGUGUUCAAACACAAUGCAUAUGUUAACUAGAUCAUAUAAUUCGACGAAGGAAUCAAAGAUGCUGUUCUGGCCUUCUGGCGGUAUAAUUUGUAAACAAUGGAAAAUUAAACAUUAACAAACAAAUAUUGUGUAAAAAUGAAUGUGUCCCUCCAAAAUAAGUGUCGUACAUGUAUGUGUGACAAAAAUACCAAAGAUUCAGAAGACUCCACAAAUAAAAUUGGUCAUAUUUUUCCCUUGCACACAAUAUUCGAUGGCUUAAGUAUUUUGGAUAUGUUAAAGGCUUCUAUACCAAAACUUAAUCUACAACAACAACAUGAUAGUUUUCCAAAAAUUAUCUGCUUUGAAUGUGUCAAAGAAGUGAAGAAUAUAUAUCAGUUUCAAGAAAAAUGCUUAAGAACUGAACAGCGAAUCAAUGAGUUGUUGAGGGCACCUAGCGAAUAUGAUGAAGAUACUAGAACAAAUGACAGUUUUCGGGCUAAAACAACUUUGAAAGCAAAGGUAAAGGAGGAUGUGUUUGUGAAUGAAGAGUCAUUGCAGUCGGAUCAAUUCAUAAAUGAAGAAAAUGGAAGUGAUGAUGACCUCUUAGAUACUAAUGACGAGAUUGAUGAAGAUGAUGACAUAAUUGAAAGCUGUUAUAGUGACGAUCAAAGCAUUGAUUUCUUUUUGGAUGAAGACAGUGAUAUGGAUGAUGAGUAUACCUGCCUUCCCGGAAAAACAAAUUUAGCGGUAGUAAUGCCUUCAAAUCAAACAACACAUAACAAAAACAAGUGUGAAAAACUUUAUCCAUGCACCAAAUGCAAGAGCAAAUUGAAAUCUCAGCUAUCAUUAAAAAAGCAUAUGGAAACGCAUCAUAAGGGAAAUGAGGAAGAUUUCAAGCAUGUCUGCACUUUUUGCAAUAGAGGAUUUCCCCAUGCCUAUAUGUUAAAGGAACAUCUGAGGACCCACAGUGGAGAGAAACCUUUUCUUUGUUCAGAGUGUGGUAAAGGAUUUACAACAGCCAGCAGUCUAAAGCAACAUUCAUUCCGACAUACAAGUGAAUGGAUGUUCUCUUGUCCAGAUUGUCCCAAAAAGUUUCCUACCCGCACCGACUUAACAUCACAUUAUGAUGUACAUAGAGCUAGACCAAAGCGUCAUAUAUGUGAUGUUUGUGGACGGGGAUUUCCAAAGCCCUUUUUACUGAAAAAACACAAAAUGUAUCAUACAGAUGAGAAAAAAUUUUGCUGUGAAUUUUGCGCCAAACGGUUCUUUACAAACGAAAAAUUGCAACGGCACACACGGAUACAUACUGGUGAAAAGCCUUAUAAAUGUAAAUAUUGCGAAAAGGCCUAUUGCCAGUCAAAUGAAUUAACCAAACAUGUUCGUUGCCAUCUGGGCGAGAAUGUGUAUCAAUGUCAAUUGUGUCCUCAGAGGUUUGCUACCGCCAAAUUGGUUAAAGAACAUUUUUCUGUUCAUAAAAAUGAUGACGAGGAAACAAGAGCUAAGCUCUUGGCCGCUUUUCAUGCAACCGAAAUAAAGGGAAUAUUUUACUACCAGUGCAAAGCUGUACUGGAGGAAUAUCUGGUUGUGAUUUUAUCGGUCCGAAUCAUGGACAAAUACAUGGACUAUAUAAAAUACGGCGACAUUCUUAUAUCGCCAUCUUUACAUUUUAAAGAGGACUACAUACUUCGAUGCUGUGAAUGCAAUAACUACUAUACCAUUUUUGAACAACUUCUUACACACUUGACAACACAUCAUAACAAUGACCUGGUCCAGGAGAAUAUAGAUACGGACGUCAAGGCCCAUGGGUCGCAAGAAGGCGACAUGGUUUUCAGCGAAAAUGACCCCCUAAUAAUGCAGACUAGCUAUUUAAAUGUGUUUAAGUUUGAAAUGGAAGACCCUUCAUCACAAGCACAUGAAAGGGAAAAAUUCAUCGAAAAGGAGAAUUGUGUAGACAGCGAUAAUGAUGGUUACGAGAGUAGUGUCAACAGAGAACAUAAGUAUAAUAUCGAAGAAUAUGAUACAGGGGAAUCGUUAGAUGAUAGCAACCGAGUUGAAGAGAAUGACAAAGACAAAUUAUUUUCCUGUAACGAAUGUGGUAGUAAACUGAAAACCCGUAAAGGCCUUAGAAGACAUACAAAACUUCAUCUGCGAGAUAUUCAGGAGUUUAAAUGUCAUUAUUGCGGAACAGCGUUUAAAACUUUAGGUGCAAUGAAUAAUCACUUGAAAAAACAUGGGGAAAACGAAACCGCGGAAACCAGUGCCAGUGACAAUGACAAUGACAUUGAUGAUUGGCCACCUCAUAACAUAACAAGAGAUUGUAGAACUGAAAAUGCUGCAGAGGGUGUGGAGAAAUGUGAAGAAUAUAAAUCAAUUAUUUCCCAAGCUAUGGAUGAUCACGAAGAAAAACCACAUGUUUGCACUCAAUGCGGUAGUCGUUUAAAAACGAGAAAAAGUCUAAAGCGUCAUUUACGUAUUCACUUACGGCAACCCAUUGAAAAUAACCCCGAAACAAAAAUUACAACAAAAUAUGAAUGUGAAUUUUGCAAGAAACUAUUCCAACAAUCCAGUUCUCUGAAAGACCACUUAAGAACACAUACCGGAGAGCAACCUUAUCUUUGCUCGGAAUGUGGAAAAGCUUUUAAGAGUCUUAGUAACAUGAAACAGCAUUUACUUAGACAUGGCACUGAUCGUCCAUAUGAAUGUCCUGAUUGCCCUAAAAAAUUUCCAUGCCUUAGCGAUUUGGCCUCCCAUAAGGCAGUACAUACAAAAAAUAAAUCACAUGUAUGUGAUAUCUGUGGAAGUGGCUUUGUAAAACCAUAUUUACUGAAAAAGCAUAAAAUGUAUCAUAAUGGGGAAAAGAAUCAUAAGUGUGACUACUGUGACAUGAGGUUUGUUCUUGCUGAUCACUGCAGAAGACAUAUGCGAACACACACAGGAGAAAAACCUUAUAAAUGUAAAUAUUGCGAUAGAGGGUUUGCACAGAGUAAUGAUUUAAUUAAACAUCUAAGGGGUCAUUUGGGGGAUAAUGUGUACAGAUGUAAUUUGUGUCCUCAGGGAUUCAGAUUGCAAGGCGACUUAAGAACCCAUUUCAAUACACACAAAAAUGAUAAUGAGGAAACUAAAUUAAAAAACUUGCAAGCUCUCAAAGAGGAUGAAUUACGAAUACAAAUGAAAUUUGGACUAGUAAAACAGCAACAAAUAAAGAAGUAGCUUGUGGGAAUGUGUGAAAAUAA
Stomoxys calcitrans (stable fly) is the source of this 3826-nucleotide messenger RNA. RefSeq names its product zinc finger protein 729. The transcript has 13 exons. Gene Ontology annotation, biological process: regulation of transcription by RNA polymerase II. Gene Ontology annotation, molecular function: zinc ion binding; RNA polymerase II transcription regulatory region sequence-specific DNA binding; DNA-binding transcription factor activity, RNA polymerase II-specific. The record is from RefSeq and is a predicted model, not a curated record. Gene Ontology annotation, cellular component: nucleus. The coding region runs from base 750 to 3803 and encodes 1017 amino acids. NCBI's taxonomy places the organism in Eukaryota, Metazoa, Arthropoda, Insecta, Diptera, Muscidae.